UUGUAAUUUAUAAAUAAUAAUAUUUUUAUAUUUAUAAAUCACUAUUACUUUUGUUAUCUUUAUUAUUGUGUAGGGGCAUAUUGGUUUUUAUACUCCUUAUUUCUUACAAUUCCAAACCUAACCAAACAAUGGAAUCAAUAUUCAUGGUAAUUUCUUUUACACAAACCAAACAAUGGAAUCAGUUUUCUUGGUAAUUUCUUUUACAUGGAAUUUUAAUUCCAUUCAUCCUCAAUUAUUUCCGCGAACCAAACGGGCCAUAAAUGAUAAGAAGAAUACAUGUAUUCUCAAAAUCCAGUACCCCAAUUCUCGGGAGAACCCUUUCCCAUGGCCUCCUCCAUUUCUCAUCGUCUGCUACAUUGUUGGAACUACGGGACUGCAUAUCAUUGCUCCAAGCAUGUGCGAUCAAGAAGAAUCUCAAAGUUGGCAAACAACUCCAUGCCCACAUGCUUGUGACUGGCCUUAUGAAUUCCUCUCCACUAUGCAUUACCAGCCUCAUCAAUAUGUACUCCAAGUGCAAUCCCAACUCCAUGUCUGAUGCUUUCUCUGUGUUCUCCACUUCACCUUCUCAUGCUCGCAAUGUCUUCAUGUACAACGCCCUUAUAGCUGGCUUCAUCGCUCAUGAUUUACCCAAGCCAGUUCUUGAAAUUUACUCUGAAAUGACAAUGUUGGGCAUGGUGCCUGAUAAAUUCACUUUCCCUUGCGUGAUUAAGGCAGCUUCUUCUUGCAAUCGUCUUGUAUGUAUGAAAAAGAUCCAUGGAUUAGUGUUCAAGCUUGGGUUAGAAUUUGAUUUGUUUAUAGGCAGUGCACUGGUGCACUCGUACUUGACCUUUGGCUUGACGGAGGAAGCAGAGGGGGUGUUCGAUGAAUUACCUAUGAGAGAUGAUGUUGUGCUUUGGAAUGCUAUGAUUAAUGGGUAUGCUCAGUCUGGGCAGUUUGACAGGGCUCUGCAUGUUUUUAAGUGGAUGAUGGAUGAUGGGAUUGCACCAAAUAGAUUUAGUGUUACUGGUAUGUUGUCGGCUCUUUCAAAUUCUGAGGCAGUUUAUAAAGGAAGGGAGGUGCAUGGAUUCGUGAUAAGGAGAGGGUACGAUGAAGGCAUUGCUGUUUUGAAUGCAUUAAUUGAUAUGUAUGGAAAAUGUAAGCGUGUAAGUGAUGCUCUGCAGGUUUUUGAGAUGAUGGAUGAGAAAGACAUAUUUUCAUGGAACUCAAUAAUAUGUGUUCACGAACAGUGUGGUGAUGAUGAGGGAACCAUGAGGCUUUUUAAGAGGAUGCUAUGUGCUCAAAUGCAACCAGAUUUAGUCACUGUAACUACGGUCCUCCCUGCUUGUUCUCAUUUGGCAUCACUGAGGCAUGGCAAGGAGAUUCAUGGGUAUAUGAUUGUUAAUAGGCUAAAGAAAGAUGGUGAUGCUGCAGAACACAGCGACUCUUACAUUGACAAUGCUAUAAUGGACAUGUAUGUAAAAUGCGGGAGCAUGAAUGAUGCUCAGCUGAUCUUUGACAUGAUGAGCUAUAAAGAUACAGCAUCAUGGAACAUCAUGAUUAAGGGGUAUGGCAUGCAUGGAUUCGGUAAGAAAGCACUAGACAUGUUUUCUGAUAUGUGCAAGGCAGAAUUGAAACCCGACGAAGUUACAUUUGUGGGAGUUUUGUCAGCCUGCAGCCACGCAGGCCUUGUAGACCAAGGGAGAGAAUUUCUCGUACAAAUGCUGCCAAAGCAUGGCAUUACGCCUUGCAUAGAACACUAUACCUGUGUGAUUGACAUGCUAGGUCGGGCUGGGCAGCUCGAAGCUGCUUAUGAAUUAUUGUUAACAAUGCCUGUUGACCCUAACCCGGUAGUAUGGAGGGCAUACCUCGCUGCCUGUCGUCUCCAUGGGAAUGCUGACCUGGCUGUGAUUGCUGCAGAGAAGGUGUUUGAGCUUGAUCCGGAGCAUUGCGGAAGUUAUGUUAUACUGUCAAAUAUUUAUGGAGCAAAUGACCGCUAUGAAGAGGUCCUUGAAGUAAGAGAUACAAUGAGGCUACAAGAAGUGAGGAAGGUCCCUGGUUGUAGCUGGAUUGAACUCGAAAAUGGCGUGCAUUCGUUUGUUACUUGUGACAAGACUCAUCCUGAAGGGGACCUUAUUUAUGCUGGAUUAAAUUCAUUAACUGCUCGACUGCGUGAACAUGGGUAUAGGACAGAUGCCUUGGACUGCAAUAUAUAAAAUUCUGUUCUUGUUCAACUUUGACCAAAAUCUUGAGUGCAAAGGGAAAAUCCCUCACCCGGGAGCCUUCACACCCUAAUCCUACAAGAACUGUGAAAGAGGUAAAUUACAGUGACUCAGAUAGGAGAAUCAGUAUCUAGUGCACACAAGGAGCUAUCCUUACAAGAGGGUGGAACUUUUAUAUUGCGGCUGUCAAGAUUCGAUCAUGCGUUAUUGAGUGUAAUAUCUCACUUAAAGACUAAGUGAGCUAUUCAGCUUGCACCACUCCCGCGCACUGAAAUAGCAACUUUAUUAAGAUUGUAAUAGCAUAGACUACUGUGAAGUCAUGAUUUUUGUUUAGUUAGAUACAAAAGUAAAUGCCAUUUUUUACAUCAAAA
Ipomoea triloba (trilobed morning glory) is the source of this 2569-nucleotide messenger RNA. RefSeq names its product pentatricopeptide repeat-containing protein At3g14730. The record is from RefSeq and is a predicted model, not a curated record. The coding region runs from base 261 to 2192 and encodes 643 amino acids. Gene Ontology annotation, biological process: RNA modification. Gene Ontology annotation, molecular function: RNA binding; protein binding. Lineage: Eukaryota; Viridiplantae; Streptophyta; Magnoliopsida; Solanales; Convolvulaceae. The transcript has a single exon.